AUGUCCGCAAACGGCAUGGUAUCCUUACCCGUCUAUGUAGCCGAUGCAUUCGUUUCAAGUGGCAGUAACAACAACUUCACUGGCAAUCCCGCAGGAGUUGUGGUACUCCCACCGGGCCUAUCGCUAAGGGAAGAGGCGUACCGAGCCAUAGCUGCCGAAUUACGGCACUCUGAGACUGCUUUCCUCAGCCCUAUAUCUACGGGAAGAUAUGCACUUAGAUGGUUCACCCCGACGAAUGAAGUCCCCCUGUGCGGCCACGCUACUCUAGCAGGGGCUCGCUGCUCGGAUGACUUGAACGCCUCCACUGGGGAGGACACGCCCGAGAGGUACGUGUUUGAGACGGCUUCAGGAGAACUGGUGGUGACACGCGACUCCAGAGUUGAUGCACAGGGCUUGUAUUGGCUUGAAUUCCCAAGGAACCCUCCGGAAGACACCUGGCAGCCCGACAGCUCCCCACGAUGGGCCUAUGAUAUCAUUUCGGCUCUAGGCUUGCCGAUGGACCAGGUUGCUAUCUCGAGAGUAACGGAGGUUGCUGUGUCGUACAAGGCGAAGAAGCUGUUGGUGAUCUGUCGAGGCAUAGAAGGAAUCAAGACGCUUCAACCGGAUGAGAGGACGCUAUAUAAUUCACAUAGGGAGGAUAUUAUACGAGGAGUUAGCGUUAUGUGCUACCUCGAACAGCGACAGGAGAUGACUACAUUAGUGUACUCGAGGUAUUUUGCACCAUGGAAUGGCAUUCCUGAAGACCCAGUCAACGGCAGCAGUCACACUGUCAUUGCCCCUUACAUCAGUUCAGUCAUCGGCACUAAGGGGUAG
Messenger RNA from Perkinsus marinus ATCC 50983, 813 nucleotides. Its product is annotated as phenazine biosynthesis protein, putative. Lineage: Eukaryota; Perkinsozoa; Perkinsida; Perkinsidae. Gene Ontology annotation, molecular function: isomerase activity. Bases 1 to 813 code for a protein of 270 amino acids. The transcript has 8 exons. Gene Ontology annotation, cellular component: cytoplasm. Gene Ontology annotation, biological process: biosynthetic process. The record is from RefSeq and is a predicted model, not a curated record.